Messenger RNA from Trichoderma harzianum CBS 226.95, 987 nucleotides. RefSeq lists its product as hypothetical. Gene Ontology annotation, molecular function: oxidoreductase activity, acting on the CH-OH group of donors, NAD or NADP as acceptor. The record is from RefSeq and is a predicted model, not a curated record. NCBI's taxonomy places the organism in Eukaryota, Fungi, Ascomycota, Sordariomycetes, Hypocreales, Hypocreaceae. The transcript is spliced from 2 exons. The coding region runs from base 1 to 987 and encodes 328 amino acids.
AUGUCUGAAAGCCUUGUUUUCAUUACCGGAGCCACUGGCUACAUUGGAACUCACCUUGUUGGUGAUGUCCUCAAAGCCGGUCACCGUGUUCGUGUCGCGGUGAGGAGCCAGGAAAAGUCUCAGUUAAUUAAGGAGCUGUAUCCUUCUGCUGCGGAUAAGAUCGAAUAUGCCGUCGUACCGGAUAUGUCACAGCCCUCUGCUUAUCAAGAUGCUCUGAAGGGUGUCAGCUAUGUUUUCCACCUGGCUGGAGCAAUGGUCGACAAGGGAGUAGAGCUGGAAAGAGACUUUGUUGAUCCUGCGGUCAAUGGAACCUUGUCGAUUCUUGAGUCUGCCAAAAAGGAACCCAGCAUUCGAAAAGUUGCCAUUGUGUCGUCCUUUUUGUCUUUGAUGCCCAUGGAUGGCGUUAUGCGCAAUCCCUUCCACAUUAAGGCCAAUACCGGCGAAAAGUUCGCUGUCGAUUAUAAAAUGGCUUUCCCUGAGGGCUUACCUGGCCAGCUUCUCAAGUACCAGACAGGCAAAAUCGUUGCCCACCAAGCUUACCGCGACUGGAUCCAGAAGGAGAACCCCAAGUUUACUGUUGUGAGCGUUCAUCCUUCUCAGGUCUUUGGACCUAGCCUGGUGCAAAAAUCUUCGAGCGAGCUCAGCGGAGUGAAUUUCCUUAUGUGGAUGACUCUGCAGUCGGAUGCUCCGUUGACACCUUACCUGAUGGUGGAUGUUCGCGACGUCUCACUCGCACUGGCACGAAUCAUUGAUGCCGAUGUUCCCUCUGGAACUGAGCUGCCCAUUACUGGUCCUCUUUACACCUGGAAGCAGUACGCCAGCUUUAUCAACUCGAAAUAUCCUUCUUUGGCCAUCAAGUUUGCGCCUCAGGAGGAGCCAACCAUGACCAUGGAUAGGGAUGUUACAGACAAGUAUCUCAAGGUGAACUGGACUUCACCGGAAGAGACUAUCACUGCCUUUGUUGAUCAGCAAAUUGCAUUGUCAUAA